AUGGAAAGCUACCAGGCUCGAAAGGAGAAAACAGCACAGGAAAUUGCCGAUGAAGAAGACAAAAAGAUGAUGGAAAAUGCAAUUAAGAGUGGCUCGAGAUUUAGAAAAUGGGGUGCCAUUAUGUCGACACAUAAGUGGAAUAAGGAGGCCACAAAAUACUACGUGUUCAUGUACAUUGCGUUUCUAUUCUACGGAUACCAGUAUUUCAAAAAAAUUUAUUCGUACGAGACCGAACGGAAGAACUUACUAGAUAAAAGAGAUCAAGAGGGCAAUCUCUCGGAGUGGGAGAAACUUCGAAUUAGAGAGUUAUCCAGAGACUUGAUCCGUACUACUGAUAUGGAGAAGUUGAAGGCUUAUCAUUUGUUGAAGGACCAAUGGGAUGCUAAAUAUAAAGAAUGUAGGACGAAAGAACAGAGGGACGCGAUAACCGAUUUCGAUCCUCAACCCGAAGAUAUUGAGGAUAUUAUCGACAGAACCAUGGAGAAAUCUAUACUACCACCACGUGACUUAUCUCAGUUCUACAACGAAUUGGCCGGAAAAUAUGACAACGAGGUGGGUAAAGAGGAGUUACUUAUGGGAAUGGGUCGCAAGAGAAAAUGGCUUAUGCGUCAUUGCAACGGAGAUGUACUAGAAGUUGCGUCGGGUACAGGAAGGAACAUUGAUUACUUUGAUCCUACAAAGAUCACAUCGUAUACACUCUUAGAUCCUUCUGAGAAGAUGAUGGAUGAGGCUUUUACUAAAUUUAAAAAGGAAUGGCCUAAUUUCUUUAAGGUGAAAUUUGUCGUUGGUCGGGCAGAAGAUUUAAUCAAGAUGUCCCCCAAAGAUACACGGCCAUUCAAAUACGACACUAUUAUUGAGACUUUUGGCCUCUGUUCUGAAGAGGAUCCAGUUCAGGCGUUGAAAAAUAUGAAGGAACUUCUCAAACCAGGCGGAAGAAUCGUCCUACUCGAACAUGGAAGAGGUACUUGGAACCUGGUUAAUAAGAAAUUGGACACUGGAGCGCAGAAGCAUUCAGAUUCUUGGGGUUGUAGGUGGAACUUGGAUAUAGGAGAACUUAUUGAUAGAGCGGGAUUGGAAAUUACCGCGGAGAAGAGGGCUCAUAUGGGUACCACUUGGUCUAUUAUUUGUAAGAGACCAGGAGAUAUUUUGGACUAUGAAGAAUUGGGCUUUUUCGCAAAGUAUUUCACCACCAACAAAACCAAGAACUUCAAUUCAUCUGUCGGACCAAACGAUGCAUUCGGGAAGGAGAAGGGAGAGACAGAUCUUAACAGGAAAUGA
Brettanomyces nanus is the source of this 1278-nucleotide messenger RNA. RefSeq lists its product as uncharacterized. Bases 1 to 1278 code for a protein of 425 amino acids. NCBI's taxonomy places the organism in Eukaryota, Fungi, Ascomycota, Pichiomycetes, Pichiales, Pichiaceae. The transcript is spliced from 2 exons. The record is from RefSeq and is a predicted model, not a curated record.